GUGAAUCAAUGACGGUGAAGCACGGGUUCCGCCUUCGGAGCGUGUUGUUAUUGUGCUUCUGGUCAGGCGGCAGGAGAGCAGCCUUUCAAGAUGAUGGAGCAUUCAGCGUCAGACUCAGAAACUGAAGAUCAUGUCCAGCCUUUACUACGCCGUAAAAACACCGGAGACCUCCAGAAAGCUCCUGCUUGCUGCUCCUCACGAUACGGGUUGGCCUUCUUGUCCUGUUAUGGCUUCUUUGUGGCGUAUGCCCUCAGGGUGAACCUUAGUGUGGCAAUGGUGGACAUGCUAAAAAACGGUUCCAGUGCCAACAACAGUUCCUCCAUCUGCCCUCACCACAGGAUCCCUGUGCCCAAACACAAUCACACUGCCAGUGUGUAUGACUGGGAUUCAGAAACUCAGGGAUGGAUCCUGGGCUCUUUUUUCUAUGGGUAUAUACUUACUCAGAUACCAGGUGGCUACUUUGCACGCAAGUAUGGUGCCAAGUGGCUCUUUGGUAUUGGCAUCCUCUGCACUGUGAUCUUCACCCUGCUGACUCCAGUAGCCGCUGAUCUGGGAGCUGGUUACCUCAUCGCUGUUAGGGUCUUGGAAGGCAUUGGGGAGGGAGUGUCAUUUCCUGCUAUGCAUGCGAUGUGGGCAUCAUGGGCACCCCCUCUGGAGAGAAGUCGACUGCUCACCAUCUCUUACACAGGUGCUCAGCUGGGAACUGUAGUGGCUCUUCCUUUGUCUGGCCAGAUAUGUUUUUACCUAGACUGGACGUACGUCUUUUAUAUAUUUGGAGCUGUUGGACUUCUUUGGUUUUUCCUUUGGACUUGCUUUGUCAGUAACAGUCCCAGCGCACACAAAAGGAUAACGGAGGCUGAGAAGACUUACAUAAUGGCAUCUUUAAAAAAUGAACUGUCCCCAACUACAGAUUACAUCCCAUGGAUAUCAAUCCUUAAAUCUAUGCCAUUAUGGGCCAUAGUUGUGGCACACUUCUCUUACAACUGGACAUUUUACACUCUGCUGACUCUCUUACCCACCUACAUGAAUGAUGUACUCGGAUUCAGCAUCCAGCAGAAUGGAAUGCUCUCAGCUCUGCCCUACCUUGGUUGUUGGUUGCUGGCUUUGCUGGGUGGACAGCUGGCAGACCUCCUGAGAGAGAGAUAUCUUAUCCACACUGUAGUUGUGCGUAAGGCAUUCACUAUAGUAGGAAUGGUGGGACCAGCCAUCUUCCUGGUGGCUGCUGGCUACACUGGAUGCAACUAUGUCUUGGCUGUAGCCUGCCUCUCCAUCUCCUCCUCUCUAGGGGGCAUUUCGGCCUCUGGAUUUAACAUCAACCAUUUGGACAUUGCUCCCUCAUAUGCUGGGAUAUUGCUUGGGAUCACCAACUCAUUUGCCACCAUACCUGGCAUGGUGGGCCCUGUAAUAGCAAGAUCUUUGACCAAAUCUAACACCAUUCCAGAGUGGCAAAUUGUCUUCUACAUCUCCGCAGCGAUCAAUGUAUUUGGAGCUGUUUUCUUCACAAUAUUUGGCAAGGGCACAGUCCAGCCUUGGGCUGUCCAGAGCGUACACAUCCAGUGAAACAUCUA
Carassius carassius (crucian carp) is the source of this 1568-nucleotide messenger RNA. RefSeq names its product solute carrier family 17 member 5 (gene slc17a5). Lineage: Eukaryota; Metazoa; Chordata; Actinopteri; Cypriniformes; Cyprinidae. Gene Ontology annotation, molecular function: transmembrane transporter activity. Gene Ontology annotation, biological process: monoatomic anion transport; transmembrane transport. The transcript has 11 exons. Bases 91 to 1560 code for a protein of 489 amino acids. The record is from RefSeq and is a predicted model, not a curated record.